This is a messenger RNA of Cyphellophora europaea CBS 101466, 1467 nucleotides long. RefSeq lists its product as uncharacterized. The record is from RefSeq and is a predicted model, not a curated record. The transcript has a single exon. NCBI's taxonomy places the organism in Eukaryota, Fungi, Ascomycota, Eurotiomycetes, Chaetothyriales, Cyphellophoraceae. Gene Ontology annotation, molecular function: aldehyde dehydrogenase (NAD+) activity. Bases 1 to 1467 code for a protein of 488 amino acids.
AUGGACCAAAAGUAUCCUGACCUAAGAGCGAAGUUGCCUCGAAACCUGGGCUUAUUCUACGGUGGAGAAUUCCACGAGCCACAGACCGCCGAGUUCAUCACGGUCACGAGUCCCAUUGACGGGCAAGAAAUCACCAAAGUCCCCUCCGCCGGCGCAUCAGACACGGUCGCCGCACUAGAAGCAGCACAGACGGCCUUUGAAUCAUGGCGUGACGUGUCAACUGUGGACCGAUGCAAUCUGAUUCGCAAGGCGGCUCAAAUUCUUCGCGAUCACAAAGAGGAGCUGGCGGUACUCGAUGCCUGGAACAUCGGCAGCCCCGUGACGAUCAUGCGCCUCGAAGUCGAGUAUGCCGCCAUGAACCUGGACAUGCUGGCUGGCCUGCCGUUCGCGGUGACGGGAGACACGCACAACCUCACCUCUGAUAUGUUUCACUACACGCUUCGAGAGCCCCUGGGAGUGGUGGCGCGGAUCGUCGCGUACAACCACCCGAUCCUGAUGGUUGCGGUCAAACUGCUUUUUCCGGUCGCGGUGGGGAAUACCGUGGUGCUCAAGGCCGCGGAACAAGCGCCACUGUCGGCGCUGCGGUUUAUAGAACUGCUUGCGCCCGUCUUUCCCAAGGGCGUGAUCAAUGUCCUGACGGGUGGCAAAUCAUGCGGCGAGACUCUUUCCAGCCAUCCGAUAGUGCAGCGGGUCACGCUGGUUGGGAGUGUCCCGAUCGGACGAAUGAUCUCCAAGGCGGCAGCCGAUACCCUGAAGCUGACUACGUUCGAGCUCGGAGGGAAGAACGCUCUUGUAGCCUACCCAGACGCCGAUGUUCCAGCAUUGGUGGAUGGCAUUGUCAAGGGCAUGAAUUGGAGCUGGUGCGGUCAGUCGUGCUCGUCGACAUCGAGAGUCUUCUUGCAUGAAAGCCUCCACGAUAGAGUGCUGGAGGCGGUUGUAGACAAGAUUACCUCCGAUUAUCAGCCCGGAGAUCCACUCGACGAUAACACUACCAUGGGUGCGCUUGUCGACCAAAAGGCUAUGGCUCGAGUACAAAAGUACAUCGCCAUGGGCAAAGAAGACGGUGCCAGACUCGUCCUCGGUGGGGAGCCCACAACCCCAAUUUCCGGAGGGUCUUUCAUGAUGCCGACCGUGUUCGCGGACGUUGAGCAAAGCAUGCGCAUUGCCCGAGAAGAAAUCUUCGGCCCUGUCAUGUGUGUUCUGAAGUGGACGGAUGAGGCCAAAAUGUGGGAGGAUGUCAACUCGGUCGAGUACGGGCUGACGGGUGCUAUUUACUCGUCGAAUGUGGCCACCGCGCAUAAAGCCGCCAAGAAGAUGGAGGCGGGGUAUAUCUGGGUGAAUACGAGUAGUACGCAUUUUCUAGGCAUUCCUUUCGGCGGAUACAAACAAUCAGGGAAGGGCAGAGAGCACGACUUGCAAGAACUGUAUGACAUGACUCAGCUCAAGGCAGUUCAUGUAUGCUUGUAG